Dendrobium catenatum is the source of this 524-nucleotide messenger RNA. Its product is annotated as beta-amylase 7-like. Bases 6 to 524 code for a protein of 172 amino acids. The record is from RefSeq and is a predicted model, not a curated record. The transcript has a single exon. Gene Ontology annotation, molecular function: DNA-binding transcription factor activity. Gene Ontology annotation, biological process: DNA-templated transcription; brassinosteroid mediated signaling pathway. NCBI's taxonomy places the organism in Eukaryota, Viridiplantae, Streptophyta, Magnoliopsida, Asparagales, Orchidaceae.
UUGAAAUGGAAAGGCUUGGGGGGACGAGCGAGGAAGAUGACAUGGAGAUGGAUUUGGAGGUAAAGGAGGAGGACGACGAUGACGAGAGGAGCCGAACGUUAGUUGCGGCGGAGGAGAUGGGAGGUGGGUUCUUCGAAGAGGAGGCCGCUUCCAGUGAGCAGAUCCAUAUACAUGGGAUGGGGGGUAGAAGGAGCCGGCCUAAAGAGGAAAAGGAGCGGACGAAGCUGUGGGAGCGGCAUCGGCGAGCAAUCACGGCGAGGAUUCUGGCUGGUCUGCGGCGACACAACAACUAUAACCUCCGUGUUCGCGCUGACAUCAAUGAUGUCAUCGCCGCCCUUGCCCGGGAAGCCGUCGAUGGAGAAAAGUCGAACGGCCACGAGUGGAACCGAAGAAGCACGCGAAAUGGAGAAGGUUAUCUCCUAAGCGAGCGGGAUCCCGUUUUUUCUUCCGAUCACGAGAAAAUACCGAGCAAAUACCGAGCAAUACCGAGCAAAUAUACCGAGAAAAUAUCGAGUAGUACCUAG